AAUGUGGAUCACUUCACAUUGGGAGACUCGGACAAGUGGCAGUUCAGAUGCUGGGAACAAAAAAUAGCCUCCAAGGGCCGAAGAAACAUUUCAAGUCGUGACUUCGUGACCGAUGGACCACCAGCCACUUCUUACGAAGUACGAAGGCGCACUCAACAAUACGAGCCGAACUUCGUCUUGGCGAGUUCGAGAUUUUAUUCACUCGUUCUGACCUUGGUUUUGGAUUCACAAUGGUACACGGCAAGUUGGACGCGGAGCGUUUUUAAAGGUAAUAACUGUUCGAACCCCGAUACCGGUCGCUGUGCGUCGAAAAAUCACAUUUUGUUUGACUACAACAACACCUGUCCGGAGGCGGUUUCAGCCGAUAAUUGUGUGCCGAAAUCCAGGAUACAGAAGUUAUGAUGCAUCCCGUGCUUGGCUUCUGGUUUCAGUGACUGCUUCGGAAAAAGUACCUUCAGUAACAAUAUACUAUGGCAAGAUGGAUCCUCACAUUUGUUGUGAUAAUAUUUGUGAAGAAAGUGCACGUAACAGAAGAAACUACAGAAUGCAAGAGUAUAAAGAAUAAAAUCGGAAGUGGGGACCACCUCAUAUGUACAAACGUGACCAGUUAUUUCUUCAGAAAAUUCGAAAUUCCUUCUAACAAAAUUAGUUGGUUAACCUGUGAAAAUUGUACCUUGACUACUAUCGAUGAAAAUACAUUUCCGUACCAAAAUAACCAUAUACACACAUUAUCGAUAGUUAGAUCGAAAGUUAAAGUCCUCAAAAAGUUAGCCUUCAGUAGAUACCCCUUUUUGAAAAUUUUGUUAUUGAGAAAUAAUAGCAUUGAUAAUGUUGACACGAAAUCAUUGGCAAACAUGAAAAAAUUGACUCAACUAGACCUCAGCCAAAAUAACAUAAAAAUUGUUAUUAAUAAUAUGUUUUCAGAUUUGAAAAAUUUGGACAUUUUGGACUUGAACAAAAACAAUUUAUUUUAUAUACAACCGGAAGGUUUUAAUGGUUUAACGAACCUGAAAUAUCUCUAUUUGAACGAUAAUUACCUAAAUAAGUUAGAAGAACAGAUUUUCAAACACUUAAUAAAUCUGAAGAUACUUCAUAUACAGAAUAACAAUUUAUUAGAAAUACAUCCACUGGCAUUUAUGAAUUUGAAGAAUUUGAACUUUUUGUAUCUCAAUAAUAAUAGCAUUAGUUAUUUAGCUCAGUAUAAUUUUCAACCUUUGACUAGUCUGAUAGAUUUACAAUUGAGAUUCAACAGAUUGAAAGAAAUAGAAACAAGUUCAUUUAACGGAUUGAAGUCCUUACGGAAUUUACUUCUUCGAGACAACGAAUUGACCACCAUAAAACCAUACGGUUUUGUUGGUUUAAAUUCAUUGGAGGUUUUAGAUCUUACGAAUAAUUCAUUUGAGGAUUUCAAUUUAGACAUAGUGAUAAAAAAUAUAAAUAAAUUGUAUAUGUUGUGGUUAGGUAAAAACAGUAUUAAUAAUUUCACGUUGGAUUAUAAAUCAGAUGUACAAAAUUCACUUAAAUAUAUAGACUUAUCUUAUAAUAAUUUAACAUUUGUAAAUUACAAAUUAUUUUAUAAUAAGUUUCCUUCUGUGAAAGAGCUUUAUGUUUUCAAUAAUUAUUUUGAUUGUGAUAUUAUGAUGGAUAUGUACAAUUUUUUUGAUAGUAACGAUGUGACUCUUUGUUUAAUGGAAGACUGCAAGGAAAAUAGUACAAUGAAUUUUAUAACGGAAAUAUGUAAUUCAGAGACAACUGAAACUUCUUACACUUUCCCCUCAGAUUUCACCACUAAAGAUUCCUCAAUUAAUGUGAAAUUUGAUAUGAGUAUUAUGAUUCUAGCUUUAUUAGGUUUAGUUUCACUGCAACUCGCAUAAAUUUUAUCUGCACAGUUUUAUUUUCUAUAAAAAUUUUAUUUUAUGUUGCUACCUCAGGUUUUGUUAUUAUAAAUAAAUUUUGAUUUUGUUUUCUUUAA
Messenger RNA from Coccinella septempunctata (seven-spotted ladybird), 1972 nucleotides. RefSeq names its product insulin-like growth factor-binding protein complex acid labile subunit. Gene Ontology annotation, molecular function: protein binding. The coding region runs from base 471 to 1874 and encodes 467 amino acids. The record is from RefSeq and is a predicted model, not a curated record. The transcript is spliced from 2 exons. Lineage: Eukaryota; Metazoa; Arthropoda; Insecta; Coleoptera; Coccinellidae.